UUCCUUGACACUGAAGAUAUCAAGAACUCCACUACAAAAUUGAUACUAAUUAAUUGCCCAUUUCUCACUCAGUAGAAGUUUGGAAAAUGAUUGACAUACUUCUGAAUCUCCAGCUGUUAGCUCCUUUCUUCCUCUUCUUAAUACUUCCAGUGUUUUUCUUCUUCUGUUUCACCUCCUCAGGUCCUACAAAAGGAACCAUCCCUAUUCCAAAACCAUACCCUAUUAUUGGUCACUACUUCGCCCUCAAAAGCGUCGGCAACCGCCGUAUCCAGUGGCUAUCCGAUAUUGUCAAAAUCUCACCGGCCGGCACGUUCACCCUCCACCGCCCCUUGGGCCGCCGUGGAGUCAUCACCGGCAACCCCGCCACCGUAGAGUACAUUCUCAAGACACGUUUCUCCAAUUACCAAAAGGGCAGAACCACUACUAGCAUUCUCUCCGAUUUCCUCGGCACAGGAAUCUUCAACGCAGACGGCAACACGUGGAAGUUUCAGAGGCAAGUAGCCAGCCACGAAUUCAACACCAAGUCUCUACGCAAAUUCGUUGAGCACGUUGUCGAUGCAGAGCUCUCCAACCGUCUCGUUCCUAUCCUCACUUCAGCAGCAGCAGCACAAGACAAAACACUUGAUUUCCAAGACAUUCUUCAACGUUUCGCGUUUGACAACAUCUGCAAAAUCGCGUUUGGCUUCGACCCCGAAUACCUGACGCUGUCAGCUGAACGGAGCAAGUUCGCACAAGCCUUCGAAGAAGCAACGGAGAUCAGCAGCAAACGGUUCCGCGAGCCGUUGCCGUUAGUCUGGAAAAUAAAGAGAUUACUUAACAUAGGUUCCGAAAGGCGUCUAAGAAGAGCGGUGAAGGAAGUGCACGAGUUCGCCAGGAACAUAGUGAGAGAGAAGAAAAAGGAGCUGAAGGAGAAACAAUCGCUUGAAUCUGUUGAUAUGCUUUCGCGGUUCUUGAGUUCGGGGCACUCCGAUGAAGACUUCGUAACGGACAUAGUAAUAAGCUUCAUACUGGCCGGGAAGGAUACCACUUCAGCGGCGCUGACGUGGUUUUUCUGGCUACUAUCGAAAAAUCCGCGCAUAGAAAAGGAGGUUUUGAAGGAGAUAAUGGAGAAAUCAGAGGCUCCGGUGUAUGAUGAAGUGAAGGAUAUGGUUUACACGCAUGCCGCGUUGUGCGAGAGCAUGAGGUUGUACCCGCCGGUGCCGUUAGACACGAAGGAAACCGUGGACGACGAUGUUUUGCCGGAUGGGACGGUGGUGAAGAAGGGGAUGAUGGUGACGUAUCACGUGUACGCGAUGGGGAGGAUGGAAAGUAUUUGGGGUGAGGAUUGGAGUGAGUUUAAGCCAGAGAGGUGGUUAGAGAAGGUUGAAUCGGGAAAGUGGAAGUUUGUCGGAAGAAAUUCAUUCACUUAUCCAGUGUUUCAGGCCGGUCCCAGAAUUUGUUUGGGAAAGGAAAUGGCCUUUAUGCAGAUGCAAAGGUUGGUGGCUGGUAUUCUCAGGCGCUUCACGGUGGUUCCCGCGGUGGCAGAAGGGGUGGAGCCUCACUACUUUGCCUUCUUGACCUCCCAGAUGGAAGGUGGUUUCCCAGUCAAGAUCAUCAAGAGGGAAACUUCAACUUGAAACAAAGCCUAUUUUGUUUAGUCAACUUCAUUCUACGAACGAUUUUUCUUAAAAUUAGAUGCUACUAAGUUAGACUUGUGCGUUGUACUUGUUUCAUGAAGAGAGUGAGUUGUACUAGUUUGUAAUAUUUAUUUUUAUUUUUCUAAUGAUGAUUUACGCAAGGAACCUGCAUGCCAUUGUUCAGUGCAGGAUAUGGAUAAUGAAUUGUCCCAUUGAAUGCAGAAUGAACAACCAUGGAAAGGCUCCAAUUUCUCUCUAUUA
Glycine soja is the source of this 1877-nucleotide messenger RNA. RefSeq names its product cytochrome P450 94A1-like. The transcript has a single exon. Bases 87 to 1616 code for a protein of 509 amino acids. Gene Ontology annotation, molecular function: iron ion binding; monooxygenase activity; oxidoreductase activity, acting on paired donors, with incorporation or reduction of molecular oxygen. The record is from RefSeq and is a predicted model, not a curated record. NCBI's taxonomy places the organism in Eukaryota, Viridiplantae, Streptophyta, Magnoliopsida, Fabales, Fabaceae.